Molecule: messenger RNA, 2585 nt
Organism: Cokeromyces recurvatus
Lineage: Eukaryota; Fungi; Mucoromycota; Mucoromycetes; Mucorales; Mucoraceae
Product: armadillo-type protein
Exons: 3
Coding region: 97-2463 (788 amino acids)
Biological process (GO): mRNA splicing, via spliceosome
Cellular component (GO): catalytic step 2 spliceosome
Molecular function (GO): RNA binding; protein binding
Source: RefSeq, a predicted model, not a curated record
UUUUUUUUUAAAUUUUACAUUUACGUUUAUAUAUUCAUUUAUAAAUUACACAUUCCAUUUCUAAAAGAAAAAAAAAUAAGUAAAAAGAAAAGCAAAAUGAGCACAGAAGUGCAAUCAAAAGCAUCUAACCAAAUAAACACAAUGAAUAUAACAACACGCGCGGGUGGUGCAUACAUCCCACCCCAUCGUUUACGUCAAAUGCAACAAUCUAUUACUGACACAAGCAGUGAAGCAUAUCAACGUAUUACCUGGGAGGCAUUAAAAAAAUCAAUUAACGGUCUCAUUAACAAAGUCAAUACAUCAAAUAUAAAAAUGAUCAUACCUGAAUUAUUCGGUGAAAAUCUUAUUCGUGGUCGAGGAUUAUUUUGCCGCAGUAUGAUGAAAGCACAACAAGCUAGUUUACCAUUUACACCUGUCUAUGCAGCUACAACAGCAGUUAUUAAUACAAAAUUACCAGCAGUAGGUGCAUUAUUAUUGACGCGUUUAAUACUUCAAUUUAGAAGAGCUUUUAGACGAAAUGACAAGACCUCUUGCCUUGCAACUACUAUGUUUAUUGCUCACCUCACUAAUCAGCUUGUUGCAGACAAAGUUCUUGCUCUUCAAAUAUUAGCCCUCUUGUUAGAACGACCCACAGAUGAUUCAGUUGAGAUAGCAGUUGGUUUCAUGCGUGAAGUUGGAGCACUUUUAGCACAAGUUUGCCCUAAAGCUAAUAAUGCUAUCUUUGAAAGAUUUAGAGCAGUAUUACAUGAGGGAGAAAUUGAUAAACGUAUCCAGUAUAUGAUCGAAGUUUUAUUUCAAAUUCGAAAAGAUAAAUAUAAAGAUAAUGAACCUGUUAUUCAAGAGCUGGAUCUUGUCGAAGAAGAAGAUCAAAUUACUCAUAAUAUUAGUUUAGAUGAUGACGACCUUGAUCCAGAAGACAUGUGUAAUAUAUUUAAAUAUGAUCCAGAUUAUACAGAAAAUGAAGAAAAAUACAACGCUAUUAAAGCUGAAAUUCUUGGUGAAGACUCUGAUGCAGAAAGUGGCUCAUCAGAGGAAGAGAGUGGAAGUAGCGAUGAAGAAGAAUCUUCGGAUGAAGAGGAAGAAGAAGAUAGAAUGGAAAUUGUUGAUAAAACAAAUGAUGAAGUUAUUGAAUUGAGGAGAAGAAUUUAUUUGACAAUCAUGUCUAGCGUCAACUUUGAAGAAGCAUGUCAUAAAUUAAUGAAGUUAAAUAUCCCUGAAAAAUACCAGCCUGAGUUAUGUAAUAUGGUUAUUGAAUGCUGUUCUCAAGAACGUACUUAUCUGAAAUACUAUGGUUUAAUGGCAGAGCGUUUCUGUAAAAUGAACCGUUUAUGGGUAGAUACCUUUGUUGAUUGCUUUACCGAAGUCUUUCAAACUAUUCAUCGUUAUGAAACUAAUAGACUUCGUAACAUUGGUAAAUUAUUUGCUCAUCUCUUUAAUACAGAUUCACUUCCAUGGACUGCAUUUCAUAUUAUUCGAUUAACAGAAGAAGAUACCACAUCUGCAUCUCGUAUCUUUAUUAAAAUUUUAUUCCAAGAGAUCAAUGAAUUCUUAGGUUUAAAGACCUUAAAGGAACGUAUAAUGGAUCCAUACAUGUCAGAAAGUUUGGCCGGUAUGUUUCCUAAGGAUAAUCCAAAGAAUACACGUUUUGCUAUUAACUAUUGGACCAGUAUUGGACUUGGUGCACUUACAGAAGAUUUACGUGAGUGGUUAAGAACUGCUCCACAACAACGUAUCAAACAAGAUGAGAGUGACAGCGACAGUGAUUCUGAAAGUGAUAGUGGCAGCAGUACCGCUAGUAGUUCCUCUUAUGAUAGUGAUUCCUCUUCAUAUUCAAGUAGUAGUAGCUACAGUAGUCGUAGUAGCAGUAGCAGUCGCAGUCGCAGUCGCAGUCGCAGUCGCAGUCGCAGUAGCAGUAGCAGUAGCAGUCGUAGUCGUAGUCGCAGUCGCAGUACGAGUGUUAGUAGCCGCAGUCGCAGUCGUAGUCGCAGCGCUAGUGUUAGUAGCCGUAGCAGUCGUAAUAGCUAUAGUGUAAGUCGCAGCCGUACUCCAGUUUCAAGUAGAAGUCGUAGUCCUGUUUCGCGUAGAGACCAUCGUCGUAGCCCUGCUAAACACUCUAGUUAUCGUAGUCCUAGUCGUAGUCGUAGCUCUAGUCGUAGCCGUAGUCCUGUUAGACGACGCAGCCCUACUAGACGUAGCUCUACUAGACGUAGCCCUAUUAGACGCAGCCCUAUUAGACGUAGCCCUAUUAGACGCAGCCCUAUUAGACGUAGCCCUAUUAGACGUAGCCGCCGAAGCCCUAGCUAUAGUCGCAGUCGCAGUCCUAUUAGACGUUCUAGUCGUCGAAGCCUUAGUCGUAGUCUCAGUCCUAAUGCUCGUAAAAGCUAUCGCGAUCGUAGUCGUAGUUCUAAUGGGCAUAGAAAUUAUCGUGAUCGUCGCAGUCGUAGUCCCAGUUAUCGUAGAUAGUAAAUAUACAGUUUUUUUUUUCCCUCCCCUUCUUAUAAUAGGUAUUUGAUUAUUUAUAUUUUGCACUUUUGAAAAACAAAAACGAUUCAAAUAAAUAUUGUCUAUUAUUAUAAUUAGUGUAA